Molecule: messenger RNA, 2015 nt
Organism: Engraulis encrasicolus (European anchovy)
Lineage: Eukaryota; Metazoa; Chordata; Actinopteri; Clupeiformes; Engraulidae
Gene: ccna2
Product: cyclin A2
Exons: 8
Coding region: 412-1677 (421 amino acids)
Biological process (GO): mitotic cell cycle phase transition; regulation of cyclin-dependent protein serine/threonine kinase activity
Cellular component (GO): cytoplasm; nucleus; cyclin A2-CDK2 complex
Molecular function (GO): cyclin-dependent protein serine/threonine kinase regulator activity
Source: RefSeq, a predicted model, not a curated record
GCAGCAAGGUCUGAAAAGAAACAAGGCAGGGUAGGUGAGGGCAUCUCGUUAGAUGCUUGUGGUGUGAUGGUGGUUCUCUUUUGUGUUAUAGCCUAAGUUUGUACAGUAUGGAGUUUUUUUCUUUCCUCUGACUUUCCUCAUCUGGCUGAUUUGAACGUGUUGCUAGUCUGAAGCAUUUUUUUUGUUGGAUUUGCUGCUAGCUACCCGGCUAGCGACGUCUGCAUUUCCACAUUGUGCAUCCAAUGGUCGAUUCUUGCUCGACCCUUUGGUUUCUUCAUUGACUAACCAAACGCCACAACUGGUGUCUUUGACUAUUUUGUAACAACCAAGCGCACUGGUUUACUGUUUGUUUUUAAACUUUGCACAGUAGCCACACUUUCUUAGACGGUGUUUGCCGCUGUCCACAAGAAAAUGUCAGCCUUUACGCAAGGAAGCGCGCUUCAGGAUUCGGAGCAUCAAAAUCAAGAGAACAUGAUCUCCAGACUACGAGCAUCAAAAGCCAGGUUGGAGAACCAAGAGAACGUGGUUCCCAAGACCUCCACGAGAACUGUUUUGGGAGCAUUGGAGAACAAUCCACGCAAACUACAGACUCAACGCGGGGUAAAACAGGCGCCAAACCAGGUGCUGUCCUGCAAACCAGACGACAAUGGCAAGAGCUGCGCGGAGAGGGUGCCUUCCAAGGCCCCAGCUUUCCAGAUCCAUGUGGACGAACCUGACGGUGCCUGCUCGAAGAAAUCUACAAAAUCCAGCCCCGUGGAUACCUCUCCCCUGACACUAAACCCUGCUGUAACCAGACUCAGGCAGCCACUCGCGCCCAUUGAGUUGCCUAUGGAUGUCAGCUUUGAAUCUCCCAUGGACAUGUCUGUGGUUGAGGAAGAGAAGCCCCCCUGUGUAAACGAGGUCCAUGAGUAUGCUGCAGAGAUCCACGCUCAUCUGAGGGAAAUGGAGGUUAAGUGCAAACCCAAAGCAGGCUACAUGAAGAAGCAGCCGGACAUCACCAACAGCAUGCGGGCCAUCCUGGUGGACUGGCUGGUGGAGGUGGGCGAAGAGUACAAGCUCCAGAACGAGACGCUAUACCUGGCCGUCAACUACAUCGAUCGCUUCCUGUCCUCCAUGUCGGUGCUGAGGGGGAAGCUGCAGCUCGUCGGGACUGCCGCCAUGCUGCUGGCUGCUAAAUUUGAAGAGAUCUACCCCCCAGAGGUGGCAGAGUUUGUCUACAUCACAGAUGACACCUACACAAAGAAACAGGUGCUGCGCAUGGAGCAUCUCAUCCUGAAGGUGUUGUCUUUUGAUCUCUCCGCCCCCACCAUCAACCAGUUUCUCACCCAGUACUUCCUGCAGCAGCCGGUCGGCAAGAGGGUGGAGAGCUUGUCAAUGUUUCUGGGUGAGUUGAGCCUGGUUGACUCUGACCCCUUCCUGAAGUACCUUCCCUCUCAGACGGCAGCUGCUGCAUAUGCUUUGGCCAUUCAGACGGUAACGGGUGCAUCUUGGCCAAAGUCCCUGGUUGAAUCCACCGGGUACUCCCUUGAAGACUUGAUUCCAUGCAUCAUGGACCUCCAUCAGACCUACCUCAACGCAGCCAAACACCCACAGCAGUCUGUGCGGGAAAAGUACAAGAGUUCAAAGUACCACGAAGUAUCCCUCAUCGAACCUCCAGAGAAGCUGAACUUGGAAUAGUUUCAAGACCCUGUAUAAUUUGUGUACACAUUUAUUUUUGUACUAAAUGUCGGACGUAUCUACAGGAUUUCAAUAACUGAAACCAUAGCCUUGAUUACGUGGGCAUGUGGUGAGAUUAGUGCUUUUUUUUUAAUUGUACAUUUUUAUACGGAAGUCCUUUUAGGACUGCUUUUAAUGCCUGAUUCCACCAUCGUAUGUAGUCAAUCAAGUUGUGGUUUUUAAUGUUUUUGUAUGUCCUCCCCUGUUUUUUGAGGCUUUCUCUGGACUAUUUAAGCAGCCUCUUGUCUGUUUUUUGACAUGCCACCUGUAAUUAAAUGCCCCAAUUUUUACAAUGAGAA